AUGAAGAAACCCAUAAUCCAAAUUCAAAACAAAAAUGAAGGAAAACUGGAAGAAAAAGUGUCCUUAAUGCCGUGUUUUAUUGAUUUUGAUGGACCAGCUUCAGUUUCUGAGUUUUUUCACGACAAAAUUUCAAAAAAGGACGGCUCUAGGAAUACUGAUUUGGCUUAUUUUCGAGGUAGAGAACUGAAUGGAAGAACACUAGAGCUGCCUGAAGGUUAUAUGGGUGAAUGUGUCCAUUUUCCAUUACCGGACAGGGCAGAUCAGUUCUACGCUGGCAAUGAACUAGACAACAACGAGGAUGAAGCAAGUGUUUCCGAAGAGCAUUGUCAGACAUCAUCAACUUUCUCGCAAUUCAAAAUUUGGGAUCGUGAUGUAUCCACAUCUAUCGAGCAAAACCAAUGGUACAAGGGUAUCGUUGAGUGGACUCAAUUUGCAUCCAAAGUACGUUUUCUUGGUUUCUACCAUGUAAACAGCUAA
Schizosaccharomyces osmophilus is the source of this 477-nucleotide messenger RNA. It is a transcript of the gene rnh203, whose product is annotated as ribonuclease H2 complex subunit Rnh203. Gene Ontology annotation, biological process: RNA catabolic process. Gene Ontology annotation, cellular component: ribonuclease H2 complex. The coding region runs from base 1 to 477 and encodes 158 amino acids. NCBI's taxonomy places the organism in Eukaryota, Fungi, Ascomycota, Schizosaccharomycetes, Schizosaccharomycetales, Schizosaccharomycetaceae. The transcript has a single exon. The record is from RefSeq and is a predicted model, not a curated record.